Molecule: messenger RNA, 1428 nt
Organism: Ciona intestinalis (vase tunicate)
Lineage: Eukaryota; Metazoa; Chordata; Ascidiacea; Phlebobranchia; Cionidae
Product: testis-expressed protein 9
Source: RefSeq, a predicted model, not a curated record
UUGCAGAAUUCAUCUGUUAGAAAUAUUGUUUUUGGUUUCAUUUUUAGAAUAAUAAUUAUUUAAGUUGUGAGUAUGGCCAAACAACGUCAAAAUAUCAACAUGAAUCUACUUGAGAGGGAAGAAGCAUUUCAGCAAUUGAAUGAGCAGUUAGAAAAGCAAACUGCGAAGUUGGUUAAAGAAGCAGACGUGGUUAUACAACAGCAAGAAAACUUUUUACAGCACUCCGUAUUUCGAAGUGAAUCUCAAAACCUUGAUUUGAGAAAUAGCGCAGAUAUUUCAGAAGAUGUCGAUAUCGUUGAUGUGUUGAAUGUUGAUACAAAUAAUCUGCUAUCUGUUGCCGCUGCUGGAUUACAAGAUAGUUUUUCUGACGAGGAUAAAAAUUAUGUUGACGAAAGGCUUCAUAGAUUAAAACUUGAACAACCGCUCGAUCGUUUGACAAAAAAGAACAGAAUUAGUAAAAAUGAAACUCCACGGGAAAGUAGUAACCAAUCCGAGGUUAAUGAUGUUUUAUCAGCAGCAACUGAAAAAAUGGGGAGUGAAGCACAAAUACGUUUCCUGAAAGCCAAACUUAGGGUUAUGCAGGAACAAGUGGAUCAACUGACCACGCAGGUCUCAAGUUUAUUAGAUGAGCAGCAGACGUAUAAAACAUCGACGAAAGAAUCCAACGAAGAACUAGAACGGUUAAAAAAGAAUUUGAACCAUCAACAAAACCAAACUACAAAGUGGAAAUCUGCGUUUGAAGCUGAAAAAGGAAACACUGAACGUAAAACAAACCAACUUCAAAGCGCUUCAAAGGAAUUAGACAAACAAAAUCGAGAAAUAAAGCAAUCAGCGACAUCGUACAACGCAUUAGAAGUAAGAUUUAAUCGAGUUCUUGAAGAUUUCAACAAAGUUAAAUCCCAGCUGCAAAAACAGCAGCAUUCAGGGAAACAAAUUGUAGAACAAGACCAACAAAAACUGGAUCACUUAAAAAAUGAGAAUAAGCAGCUCAACCGAAUUAAUGUCGAUUCACUCAAUGUGAUAAAAAAACAGCAAAAAUUAAUCGGGGUAUUGAAAAGACAGAUAUUACAUGUUGAAGCCGCUAAACUGUUGUCUUUCACAGAAGAUGAGUUUGUAAAAGCUUUAGAUUGGGGAAAAAACUAACAGCUGUCAUGCCUCAUGCCCAUUGGCGCCGCCAGGGGGGUUUAGGGUGUCGCGACCCCUUUUAAUAACAAAAAAAAUUAAAAAAAAGAAAAUUUAAAAUUUUUUGCUUAAAACCCUCCCCCCCCCCUUAUUUUUUUCUAGCUGCGCCACUGCUCAUGCCUAUAAAAAUAUUUCAUUUUUAAGUAGCAAAUUAUAUAUAUAUAUAUAUUUUUUUUUAUCAGUUUAUGGAAUUGUUUCAUGUUACUUGUGUUUUCCGCUUUCUGUAAUUCAAGGUAAUAAAGAUAU